AUGCAGAUGAUUUCAAAUAUCAGUCCCUGGUAUUUCUGUCUUCUUCCCGCCGCGGUUCUCGUUCUACUAGUGGUUCCCUACUUCAUUGAUCCCUAUUGGAUCCGAAGAAAUGAGGUGAGGGGACCCUUUUUAGCCAGUCUCACUAGCCUCUGGUUCGGAUGGAAUGCAACUCGUGGGCAUCUUUCUCAAGUGGUCCACGACUUGCACAAGAAAUUCGGUACAUUCGUAAGGCUAUCGCCCAACCAUGUCUCAAUCAGCGACCCAGAUGCGCUCCAGACAAUCUAUGGCCACGGUAAAGGCUUGAUGAAAUCGGACUAUUAUGACGCCUUCAAGGGCCUUCGACCGAGCAUCUUCAGUACUCGUGACAGAGCGUUUCACGCAUGGAAACGCAAGGCCAUCUCUCAUAUUUUCUCACCGAAAAGUGUCAUAGACUUCGAGCCAUACAUCCAUCUCCAUCUUACCGAACUUUUCGAGCAAUGGGACAAGCUAUAUGACGGCGGCAAGAGAGGACUUUCGGGCGUAGAAGGCGAAGGCUGGAAUGGACGUCAGGGGCGCGUAUGGUUCAAUAUUAUGCCCUGGUUUAAUUAUCUGACGUUUGAUAUCAUUGGUGACUUGGCAUUCGGCGCACCAUUUGGCAUGAUUCGCAAAGGAAAGGAUGCUGCACCAGUCGCAGUAGACCUGAAAGCUGCAAUAGCACAAUAUGGUCAGGCGGGGAUAGACGGACAAGAUUUAGAAAAACCAGCUAUCCAGGUCAAAGAAGUACCCGCCGUGCAGAUAUUAAACGAUCGAACCUUUUUGGCCUCUCAUCAGGCUGCUUUUCCGAAGCCCCUGCGUCCCCUCUUAGCGCUUCUGCCGCAAUACGCGGAAAUGGCCAAGCAUUCGGAUGAAUUCAUUGGAUUCGCCGUUGCAGCGGUGGCGAAGCGUUUGGUAUUCCCGACUGAGCGAGUAGAUAUUUUGAGUAAGCUUCAGCAGAGCAAGGACGAGAACGGAAACCCUCAAAGUAGGGAGGACCUUACCACGGAUGGAAUAACCCAACUCGUCGCAGGAUCAGACACUGUUGCAAACACUUCAUGUGGAAUAACGUAUCAUAUCGCUUCAAACCCAUGCGUCCAAGCGAAGCUCCAAGCGGAACUCGACGAUGCACUUGGUAAAGACAUGGAGGAUCCCGUUGUUACAUACGCUCAGAUUAAGAACUUGCCUUAUCUCGAAGCGGUGCUUAACGAAGGCCAGCGUGUGUAUUCAACAGCGGCUCUUGGACUGCAACGCAUAGUUCCGGAAGGCGGUCUCACUAUAAGCGGGAAAUGGUUCCCGGAAGGUACUAUUGUCAGCGUGCCAACGUAUACUAUUCAUCGCGACCCUAAGGUUUGGGGUGAAGAUGUGGACGUAUUCCGACCGGAGAGGUGGCUUGAAGGCGAUCAUUCUGCCAUGUCGAAGACACUCAAUACAUUUUCAAUCGGACCAAGGGCGUGCGUUGGACGCAAUCUAGCCCUGCUAGAACUGCAUAUCUUCAUUGCGUCCAUCUUCUAUCGGUAUGAACUUGUGCUCGAAGAGCCCGAUAAGCCGCUCGAGACACAUGAGGGCUUCAUACGAAAGCCGCUUACAUGUCGUGUGGGCAUGAAGCGUCGCGAUGUCUGA
Fomitiporia mediterranea MF3/22 is the source of this 1635-nucleotide messenger RNA. Its product is annotated as cytochrome P450 monooxygenase pc-bph. Lineage: Eukaryota; Fungi; Basidiomycota; Agaricomycetes; Hymenochaetales; Hymenochaetaceae. The record is from RefSeq and is a predicted model, not a curated record. Bases 1 to 1635 code for a protein of 544 amino acids. The transcript is spliced from 6 exons. Gene Ontology annotation, molecular function: monooxygenase activity; heme binding; oxidoreductase activity, acting on paired donors, with incorporation or reduction of molecular oxygen.